UCUGUGUUUGUUCACUGACCGUCUCAAGAUGAUUCGCUAUCUCGGCCGCCAGCUUUUAACCUCAAAACCGCUUGUUGCAUAACUAUCACUUAUUGGGUAUUAAGAUAUUGCACAUAGAUGGUGUUCACAUGGCCUGGCGGUCCUGGUAUGUAAUAAUCAGACUCCUGGAGGCUGGACGCAGAUAAGUCCGAUACCUGCAUGACGAUGGCGGUGUUCGACCAGAGAGGCUGUGCAAGGCUUGAACAACCCCCAAGAUUAUAAGACUCCUAGUCACUGCCUUCGCUUAGCCGUGUCUCAUCUCCAAUUCAAAUGCAAGUCUUUUAUCCUUCACCCUUUCUUCACUAUGACUGCCGGCGGCCUCGAAGCUCUCGCCGGUCCCGCAUCAAUCCUCCAGGUCCUGGACGCCUCUGGUCGAAUCUUCGCCGGCCUGUAUAAGUUCCUCGCGACCAUCCAUCGAUCUUCAAAGCUGAUCCCAAUACUACGAACGAAACUCGAUCGACUGGAGAAACUCCUUACCGAUGUCCGCGCGCUGGCUCAAACCUUCCAAGGCUCACCGCUGGGAAUCCAGCCUGGUGCCAGGGCGACGUUUGGAAGGCUGAACGAUGAGUUGAUUGCGUGCAAGGUGGAUUUGAUGAGCUUGGAGAAGUUUCUCGGAUCCGUGUCGAGCAAGUCAGGUCCUAAGUUAGGCAAGAGCAAGGUCGCGUUGUCGAAGAAGCUGGGCUAUGUGCUCGACGAAGGGGAGAUAUCUCGGCUGUCGGCUGAGAUUGACGGACAUAUUGGACGGGUGAAUGGUUUGCUGUCCACCCUAGGGAGGACGAUCGAUGUCGAAAUCCAUCGACGGAUCGAGGCCGCAGUAGAUGUUGCGCAGGAUGUGAAGCAGAGCACGGCAGCUGAGUUGAAAGAGUUGCACAAGACAAUUGAAUCAAUUGAGGAGCGAGCAGCGGAGAGGGAGCGGAGGCAGAGUGAGCACAUGCGUGGAAGUCUAGAUGCUCUGAAAGACGAGCUCCAGGAGGUGAAGGAAGCCGUUCUGGAGAUUCCAUUACGUCCGAAUGAGACGCUGUCGCAGGCGCCUACGCGAGUCAACUCCAUGGAACCCCCUGACUUCGCGCAAGACCCAGACCUCGUGGUUAAAGAACCCCAACCAAAGCUCACUGCUGAUACCUCCAACUCCGCUGCUGCUGCUAACACCGCGACCAUCGACGCUGCGGCAUUCCUCCACUCAUUUUCAGCUCUGCUCCUUACGAUGCGCCGGGUCCUCUCUAAUCUUGAUACUAACUCCAUCUACUACCCUCGCUACCUCGAGAAAUUCGAGAUUCCGAAAAAAGCACAGGACAUGCUCCUCCGCACCAUCAACCGGCUCUUCUCACGCGUGUCCGCCGCGGCGUCCGAAUCGCUGGAAUCGACCGACAAUUCCGGAACGGACGCCGGGAUGAUCGCGAUGAGGCAGCGUCUUCCGAAGCAGAGGCUCCCGCAAGUCCAAGACAUCGAACCUGCGCCAUCGAAAAAAACGCUUGCCCGAGGGUUCAAGCAACUGAAAUUGAACGUUUCUCAGUCCCCAGAGCUGCAUGGUGAGUGGCGGCUGAGCACCCGCGACGGCGUGAUCUACGUGCUCAUCGAAGGCAUACACUCCACGCUCCCCUGGCCGCUCGGCACCGACGACGCGGGCCGCAUCAGUCUCUGCUUCGUGCCGAAUUCCGGGCUGCACAUCCCCGGAAUUGCGAUCGCACUGAUGAAGUGGGGACACGGGAGGCAGUAUUCGGAGUCGAACGACACUGUCGAUUGCGUGGACUUUGAUGCGGUGGUGUCGGCGUUUAAUGUGGUAAGGUCGGAUGCGCCAGUGUUACAGGCGAUUGCGGAUGGGGAUCUGAAGCAGGUGUUGGGGCUGUUGCGGAGGGGGGAGGUCGGCGCGAUGGAUCGGGAUCGGGAGGGGAUGAGUUUGCUGGCGCAUGCGAUUUCGGCGGGGAAUAUGGAUAUGUGUCGGUUGCUAUUGAAGAUGGGGGCGGAUCCUCAGGAUGUGCAGAAGUAUGAGCAGCUAGCGUUUCAAACGGUGGGGAAAUGGCUGGAGUAUGUGUGAUGUCGCUUGAGGCGAUCGGGGUUGUAUAUUAUGGAACUUAGCAAGGCGUUGGGGUUUGGGUGAGGGGGUGCGAAUAGGCUGGAACGCCUGCUUUUAGGAUACCCAUUUGGAAUUAUGACUACUCGAACGAGAUG
This is a messenger RNA of Eremomyces bilateralis CBS 781.70, 2208 nucleotides long. RefSeq lists its product as uncharacterized. The transcript has a single exon. NCBI's taxonomy places the organism in Eukaryota, Fungi, Ascomycota, Dothideomycetes, Eremomycetales, Eremomycetaceae. Gene Ontology annotation, molecular function: protein binding. The record is from RefSeq and is a predicted model, not a curated record. The coding region runs from base 344 to 2074 and encodes 576 amino acids.